Petromyzon marinus (sea lamprey) is the source of this 7805-nucleotide messenger RNA. RefSeq names its product XK-related protein 6-like. NCBI's taxonomy places the organism in Eukaryota, Metazoa, Chordata, Hyperoartia, Petromyzontiformes, Petromyzontidae. The record is from RefSeq and is a predicted model, not a curated record. Gene Ontology annotation, biological process: phosphatidylserine exposure on apoptotic cell surface; apoptotic process involved in development; engulfment of apoptotic cell. Gene Ontology annotation, cellular component: plasma membrane.
GAGCCCCUAACGGAAGAGGAGGCGCCGGUGUCGGUGUGGAGUUAAAAUGGCCGCAAAGUCGGAUGGAGUUGGGUACGGCGGCGGCGGUGAUGUUGGUUGUGGUGGCGGCGGCUGCGGCGGUCUUGUCGGUAGAUCGGGCAGCGGCGGCGGCGGCGGCGGCGGCGGCGUCAUUGUCGUGGGAGGACGAGGGGGAUCAGGAGGCAUUGGGGGAGGCGGCGGCAGCAGCAGCAACAAAGGCGGCGGCGGCGGCGGUGGUCGGGCUGGCUUCUCGCAGCCUCACAACCCCAACUCUGGCGCUGUCCGUGGUGCUGGAUCAGCUGCUGCUGCUGCUGGAGGUGGCGGCAGCGCCACGGACUCCCAGCACCACCAGGGCAGCAGCGCCUUCCACAUGUGCCACUGCUGCGACUCGCUCUCCUGUUACUGCGGCUGCGAGAGCGAAUGCCUGCGCUCGUUGCUCAGGCGCCGGCUCGGCCUUCGCCGUGGCCGCCGCCGUGCUGCUGCCGCUGCCGCCGGCGGCGGCGGCGAUGGAGCUGCCGACUUUGACCCCGACGCCGCCGGCGACGUCGAGGACGACACCUGCUCGACCGCCGAGGAUUUCGCUUGGGUGGUGACGGCCGUGCUGGUGCUCUUGUCGGAUGUUGGCACCGACCUGUGGCUGGCCGCCGAUUAUUAUGCCCGCCGGGACGUGUGGUGGUUCGGACUCACUCUCUUCUUGGUGCUAGCCCCGUCGCUCGCCGUGCAGGUGGUCAGCUUCAGGUGGUUCGUGCUGGACUAUGCGGCGGCGGGACUCUCCGUGGGGCUCGGCACGACCAGGUCGAGGAGGCCAAGCCAUCUGGUGUGCCGAGUGUGCCUCUGGGCCUGGCAGAGUGUGCUGCACAUACUGCAGCUCGGACAAGUGUGGAGGUACAUUCGCGUGAUAUACCUGGGCAUACAGAGCCGUCGGCGCAAGGACUACCAGCAUCGCUUCGAGUGGGCCAUGAACUACGAGUACGCAGACGCCAGCAUCCUCCGCCUGGUGGAGAGCUUCCUGGAGAGCGCACCCCAGCUCGUGCUGCAGCUCUGCAUCAUGCUGCAGCACAACCGCGCAGAAACCGUGCAGUGCAUCUCGACAGCGGUCUCUCUGCUGUCCCUGAGCUGGGUCCUCGCCGCCUACCACAAAGCGCUACGGGAUUCCCGGGACGACUGCAACCGAAUGAGCUACAAAGGUGCUAUGCUGCAAAUCUUGGAGGGCUUGACCAUCCUCUCGCGCGUGCUCUCCUUCGCCCUGUUCGCCUCCAUCUUUCAGGUGUACUUUGAUUUUGUGGCGGUGCACUGGUGCGUCAUGACCUUUUGGGUCAUCUACGGCGAAACGGACUUUUGCACGUCGAAGUGGGAGGAGGUGCUCUUUAACAUGGUCGUGGGCAUCGUCUACAUCUUCUGCUGGUUCAACGUCAAGGAGAGCCGGUCGCAGCGGCGAAUGGCCGUGUACUACCUGCUCGUGUCCACCGAAAACUUCGCCCUCACCCUGCUCUGGUACUUUAACCGUGACAGGGCGGCCACGGAAGCCUUCGCGGUCCCGGCCCUUUGCGCCGUCUUUGCCAGCUUUUUCCUGGGCACCCUCUUCAUGCUCUACUACGGCUUCCUGCACCCGGACGGCCGCAAGUUCCGGGCUGCCCUUCUCUGCUGUGCCCAGGUCCUCGACGGCGUCCCCAUCCCGCCGGCGGCCGCGAGGCCACCGCGGCGGCAGCGGCAGGCGCGGCGACGGCGCCGUGCCGGCAGCGAGCGUGACGGCCCCCCGGGGACGUCGGCGCUCGGGGCCUGCGAGCCCGACAUCUUUCAGGCGGCCCGCGCUGCCGCCCCCGUCGCCGCGGCUGAUGCGCCCGAGGGGCCCAUCAUCCGCGUGGACAUGCAGAGGAAACGGUACCCGGCAUGGGACGCGCACUUCGUGGACCGCCGCCUUCGCAGGACUAUCAACAUGCUGGAGUACGCCACCCCAACGGUGGUGGCCAUCCGCUACGGGACCUCACGUUUGCCUACGAGCUCGUGGAGUACGAAACGAGCGUCUGAGCGGCCGGCUUGCCCCUCGCGACCCACGGCUAGUGGCGGCCGCUUCUCUCGUGCGCACGCUCGUAUUUUCAAGGUGCUUGUUUGGGAGGGAGAGAGAUCUUGGCGGGGGGUACGAAAUUGUCCGGUAGUUUCGGCUUCAGUUUUGGUGCGGCUUGACGAGGAGAGGGUCCUAACAGCCAUCGCGGCACCGUGGGAUGGGGGGUGGUGGGAUGCACGGAGUGGAACGGCUAGCGCCGCAGUGCUGGUGUCGUUUCUCACAUACGUGUGCGUGACGAACUAAUGCAAAUUACUACGAUUUCCAUUGCAAUACCACAAGUGAUCCUAGUGCUCCCAACACUACGAAUUACGCUCGUUGUGAGAUUCAUUCCCUGGUGUAAUGUCACACAAACAAAAAAAAAGGUCUAAGGCGUGCAAUGGCGUUUAUGUGUGUCGACUCAGCAGCAAAAUAACUCGUAGCCUGAAUGUUGCAUUCUGCUCAGUUUAAACCCGGGGUUAUGACAAACAAGGAACAUUGGUGCAUCCUCUUCAACUUUCAGCCAUGGAAUUGUCACGCGCCAUCUGUCAUUGAAAUGUAAGAUGCGUGCCUGUGUGUGCGAUACCUUGGAGCAGGAACGUUGAUUCCGCUUGAAAGUUAUAGGGAACGAAGGGUGUGUGAUUGGCACCCAUCCCUUAGGCCAUCUUGCCAUUGAGUAUCCAACUGUAUCUGCUCUUCCAUACCCCUCUCUUCUUUACCUUUUCUUUAUUUGUGGCUUCAUUUUAAUCAAUUUUGUUCCACCUCGCGUUGCAUUCAAUGCUUAUCCCAAUAUGUCCUGUUCACAAAACCCCUGGUUUAAAUAUUUAGGUGCUGUUUAUAAUAAAGCAAGUCUGACCUUAAACAGGCUCUCGGAGACGUCAAUGCCACAUAAUUAUUUGGUCUUGUUUUUGAAUAGCUGUGGCCUUGUAUAUAUUGAAAAUGUGUGUAACUAUCCGUGGUUGUAACAGUAACACUGUUCUCGUUUUAAAACCUACAGGUAACAAAAACUAAAGUGCAAGUCUUAUUAUCAUUUCUAUACACUUAUAAAAGGACACAAUUCCAGAUUACUUCUAAGUUUCCUUAGUAUAUGCAAACAAUUCUCUUUUUCAAUUCAAUUUAAAAUGAAGACAUAUCUUUUACUGAGGGUAACUUUGCAUUGUGCACUUUAUUUUAUGAUCGAAUUGUUAGUCAAAUGUACUUCACAGGAACUUUGCAAACAAACACACUUCUACCAAUUUGAUAAUUCAGAGACUUUUCCUCACCUGAAUAUACCUGAUCCCUAAACGUCACAGCAGUUUCAAUUAUCCGCAUGCUCGUAGUUACACUUUCACGACAGCUGAUUAAACACUGUGCUUUCUUUUUCCUAUAAACCGUCGCCAUGAGGAUGAAGGUGAGACCUUUUAACAGUGCACCGCAAAAAACUUGAUUAAAAAAACGAUGCGAUUCUUAUAACUCGUUUUUUGUUGUUUUAAACUCAUUCAUACUCAGGUGUAUUCUGGUGUGGAAAUUCUGACGGAUGGAACUUCAAUCGCUUACGUCUGAGCACCGCUGUUCUGACGCGGUCGGAUUGCGACUCGCAGCGCCCGGGGGGAGAGAAAGAGAGGGAGAGAGACGCGGCUCUCAAACCCAAUGAGCGUAUCGACGGCUCCGUUGCAGAUAUUGGCGCGGCCGUUUCUUGAUUAAGGUGCCAUCUCCUGGGUGCCCCCCUGCCCCCCGUUUAUUGUCUAGCAGAGGCCUGGCGCCCACCGUGGGCAUGAACUCUGCUCCCGCGUCUGACGGCAGCCUUUACGCGACAUCGCAUCCAGUGAACGUGCAGCGUUGGGGCGUCCACGUUGGCGUGCGGUCGGGAACCGUCGGGCCAACGUGAGCCCGACGUUGGCGCCUGGCCCAACGUCCCAUUGUUUUGCUGGGCACGCAGAGAUUUUGCGGAGGAGUUUUUGUUCGAGCUGAUGCAGUUAAUCCAAGCUUAUUACCGUAGGCUCGGUGAACGGUCUGUUUGUCCAGGUAGUACCCGUCACGAAAAAGGUGCUGUCGCCCAAGUGUAUUAUCAGAGGUAUACCUGGUUACAAUUGUGGACACCUUAUGCUUGCAAAGAGUCACGUUUAAAAUGCCAUUUGUGUCUUGGGUGAUGCCUCAGAUUUGGCAAACAAGAUGCGAUUGCAUAGUCACGAUGAUUGUACACCGACAAUUGAACUCACCUUGUGUCACGCGCUUGAUAUAACGGAAAUGUGUUGCAAAACAAAAAGGAUAAUAGAGUCGUACCAACCGGAGAAUACGUAUAGGUGUGAAUUUGUUUCAAUUCAGGGAUGGUAACGGGAAGGUGGCAUUUAACGUAGUGCUGUGCCGUUAAUAAAGCUCCACGUCGAUAUAAUGCAUUAAAUUUAAUUAUUUAAAAAUUAAAAUUUGUGUGGGUUUUGAACGUUUUCACGACAAUGUUACCAAUGCUAAUCACAAUGCCAGACACUUAGAAGCACAUUGCCUUUGCUGUUGAAAAUCCCCUGGCUGCACAGACCUUAAUAGGGUUAAUGCAAUAAUGUCAUAUUAUUGUCACUCAAAUGUAUGCAGCCUUGAUAAUUGUUGUAUAUCAAACUUUACACGAUAAUAGAAUGGGUAAAUUGUCUGCCUGUAUUUGGCCAAUGCUAAUACUGCUCACUGCUAUCCGUCGUGGGUCUAAUGAUACGUACAUUUGUCGAUUAUUAUGGAUUCUUAAGCUCAUAAUGGAGUGUCACAUGAUGUGUGGAAGAAUCGACGUUUCUGUUCCAUAUGUGUGAUACUCAGUUGGUCAUUGAUUUAUCCUGCCACUGGAGGCUGCUACGCUCACCACAGUUAACAUUUUAAUGGAAUUGGUUCUUGAAUAGAAUCGUCAUCCUGAAUCGCGACAAUUUUUAGAGAGCGGUGUGGUGAAACUUUACACCGCGAGCAUAUAUUAUCACCAAAUCACGCGCUGUAUUUUUGAAGGCAUUCACCAAACGAAGUGAAGAAUUGGCAAAAACAGGCCACACUGCGAGUGUCUCCAACAUGCGGCUGAGUUGCCUUUCGCAUGUAAUGACCUAAUAACCCGGGUCCUUUAACUAAGUAACAAAUGCACUUUCAACUUUACGCACCUGCAUACAUUUUUAGCGGCAUGCUAUUUAUUUUUUUACGAUAUCGGGACAUUCCCAAAAUGCUAGCUUUUUAUUUGGUGGCACGCAGGGUUGUAUUUCCUACGACGUGGAUUCCGUGCCUGUUUUUUUUUACAGGGCGUUAUGUUUGAGAAAGUAAAUUGAGGAAAAUACUUUCCAAUUAACAGCCAGGCAAAGGUGUUUAUUUGUCACUUUGAAGUUUAGCUGCGUAGCAAUGUCUUUAACCUGUGUGCUAUGGCAUACACUGACUUUAUCUAUGGGGGGUGGGGGGGUGGAGUGCAUUUUUAUUAAAGGUGGGGUAUACAAUCGGUUCUAGCCCUCUGCAGUGUCAACCUCAGUUCGUGCUGUGGCAGGGGGCAUUGGAAGAAAAGUCAACUUCCUCUUCCCCAUUAGAUGUACUGCCACCUGUUUGAUAGUUUUCUUGAAAAGACACAGCUGCAACGGUGGUCACGUGCGUGUUUUUUUAAACGUGAGACGGCCAACUGCGAUCGACAGUAUCUCUUUUACCGCGUACCAAACAGCAUAACUAGGGUGUUGUACUGUUCGUGGUGCGUUGCGCACCGUUGAGACGUAGAGCUAUUGUGCAGCCGCUGAUCCCUCCCUGUGUUUUUUACGUAUUCAUUGUUCAAUAAGUGAGUGCUUUUCAAUCGGCCUCUGCUAUGGUGAAGCCCCAGUCGCUGGGUUCGUGUAUUUUCUUUUUCAGUCAGUAUUACAUUUUUUGAGAGAGACAUCCUAGCUGUGGCUGACAGGUUCAUGGCCAAUAAACAGGCGGUGAUAUGCCGAUGCGUUACCAACAAUGAUGGUUUAGACGGUAAUUGCUGUAAAUUUUGUAAAAUCCUACCCCAUCCCCCUCAAAGCCAAUAAAUGGUAUGUGUACAUUUAGAAAAGUGAAACUAUAAAUCUUUCCGCGCGUGCGCAAUUUGAGCUCGCAAAUUGUGGAGGGCAACUGGGGGCGUAAUCGACGCACCCAGCGUAUGUGUUUGUACUCUCCAGCAAUAUUGCCUGCAGUCGUACGGCAGAUCUCUCGCAAGUGUCUCCACUGAAGAGAGAGAAAGCAGUGCUGAAUAUUUAAAGCAAUCUCUCAUUCAACCGGACAGGGUUUGCUUUUGCUUAACCAACUUGGGAUUGACUUGCGAUGACUCAGAGGCAUCACCCGCUUUUACUUAUUAAAGGAACCUCCAUUUGGCAUUGGCCGAUUCAAACGGGUCACAAAAGACACCUUAUUGUGCCAAUUUAUGUAGGGAAUGCAGAAACGCCAGGCUUGGUUUGUCGUGAGUAUAACUGAGGCCAGGGUUUUGCGAUGAACUAAUUCGUGUCACGGCGUUGUAUUUUAGAUAAUGUUGGUGUUUGGACAAAUACAAAAUUGCGGCGAAAUUCGAGGUGGCUUUUUUGAGACACGAGUUGAAUCUGUAAACCUUAAAUGGAAGGUCAAUGCGGCUCGUCGAUUGCAUGCAACGUGCGGCUUAAGUGUGUACCAGGAGCAGUUUGCACUUUUUACUGCAUCUUAGUUUCUCAAAUGGGAGAGUUGCCCCAGCUUAACAGAUAUUGGCACAAAGGACAAUGGUGGAGAAUGGGAAAGGGUAAGAUGGGGUUUCGGGUUGUGGGCAGAGAGGGGCAUUGUGUACUUUUUGAAACACAAGUAACUUAAAUUGAAAUACAUUUGGAUUUAAAGUGGAACCCCUACUCCAAGUGGAAAUGUGCUAAAAAAAAUAUACUUCAGCUCCUGUUGUGAAGAUGUGUCCACAAAAUAUAUACGAGAGGAGGUUGGAAGCAAUGGUAUUCAUUUAGGUGUGGUUGUAGUAUGAUAUGAUGUGUGCCACAGAUUGAGACAAAGGCAACAGAAUUUCAGAUCAGUAUUAAAGUUCACUGUGGCUUGCCAUGAAUUUAGGUAUCUUGGAUAUUAAUGGGAUAUUGUGAACUUUUAACCUUUAUAUAAUUGUCAAAAUAUAUGCGUAUUCUCACAAUUUGGGAAAGUGGCAGUAAGUAGCAUGUGUAACAUGUACUAUGUAGUUAUCGUAAGUCGUUUCAAGAAUUAAUUGUUGCAGUUGUAUCCGUAGUGACAGUAGCAGUAGUACUAAUUGCUGUUAAUUCUUUUUUUUAUUUACGUGUGCAAACAAUUGGCAAUGUAUGCUUCAUUCCUCAGAUGUUUUUCUUCUUCUUACAAAACUGCUAAAUUACCGUCAAAAUCCUACACGCAAUUGACCCCCUGAAUAGAUGCACUGCUGAUGCGAAACGGAGUACCACCUUCCCGGGAGCAAUGCUCCCUUCUCUCUCCCCGAAUCGCUGCUUUGCCCCUCCGUCGCACAGACCCAGUCUGCCUCUGUCAGGCCCUUGGGUGGAAUGCCACCGAACGUCGUUCCUCCGUGCACAGUUUGCACCCCCUUUUAGAAAUCCACUCGGGUGGGAGAGCGGUCCGGUGUAAAUAGGUAUACACGUUGCGUUUGAGGUUCUUCAGCAUCUACAGCAUUGGAUGGAAUAAAAAAGACGUAUUCUACGAACACUGCUGCGAUUUACAGACAUUUAAAAAAGGGAUCAAGAUCACUUUUAAGGUGCUAUCAAUGAACCUCAUUUUCUAAUGUGUCGAAUUUUAGUAAGAUUCUCCUGUUAAGCCUUACUUGUAAAUA